AUGGCUGAAGAAAACCAUACCAUGAAAAAUAAGUUUGUACUAACUGGAUUUACAGACCACCCAGAGCUGACACCUCUGCUGUUUAUGGUGUUCUUUAUCAUCUAUGUGAUCACCAUGGUGGGGAAUCUUGGUUUGGUGGCAUUAAUUUUUACACAGCGUCAACUUAAUACACCAAUGUACAUCUUUCUGGGCAGCCUGGCUCUUGUGGAUUCUUGUUGUGCCUGUGCUAUUACCCCUAAGAUGUUGGAGAAUUUCUUUUCUAAGGACAGAAUGAUUUCCCUCUUUGAAUGCAUUAUUCAGUUUUAUAUUCUUUGCACUGUUGAAACUGCAGAUUGCUUUCUGCUGGCAGCAAUGGCCUAUGACCGCUAUGUGGCCAUAUGUAGUCCACUUCAGUACCACACCUUGAUGUCAAAGAAGCUCUGCAUUCAGAUGAUCUUCGGGGCCUUCAUAGCUGGAAACUUGCAUUCUAUGAUUCAUGUAGGGCUUCUCUUUAGGUUAGCUUUCUGUGGCUCUAAUCACAUUAAUCAUUUUUAUUGUGAUAUUCUUCCCUUAUACAGACUCUCUUGUGUUGAUCCUUAUAUCAAUGAAUUGGUAUUAUUCAUCUUUGCAGGUUCCAUUGAAGUCUUCACUAUAGGUAGUGUCUUAAUAUCUUAUCUCCACAUUUUUUUCACAAUUUUUAAAAUGAAAUCCAAAGAGGGAAGGGUCAAAGCCUUUUCUACUUGUGCAUCCCACUUUCUGUCUGUUUCAUUAUUCUAUGGAUCUAUUUUCUUCAUGUACAUUAGACCAAAUUUACUUGAAGAAGGAGAUAAAGAUAUACCAGCUGGCAUUUUGUUUACAAUAGUAGUUCCUGUAUUAAAUCCUUUCAUUUAUAGCCUGAGAAAUAAGGAAGUAAUAAGUAUCUUGAGAAAAGUUCUGAAGAAACAAUAA
Lepus europaeus (European hare) is the source of this 927-nucleotide messenger RNA. Its product is annotated as olfactory receptor 5K1. Gene Ontology annotation, molecular function: odorant binding; G protein-coupled receptor activity; olfactory receptor activity. The transcript has a single exon. NCBI's taxonomy places the organism in Eukaryota, Metazoa, Chordata, Mammalia, Lagomorpha, Leporidae. Gene Ontology annotation, cellular component: membrane. Gene Ontology annotation, biological process: G protein-coupled receptor signaling pathway; sensory perception of smell. The record is from RefSeq and is a predicted model, not a curated record. The coding region runs from base 1 to 927 and encodes 308 amino acids.